UGAAGACGUCUUAUUUCGAGGUGUGCUGAAUUAGAGGCGCUUCUUGAAUAAGGUUGUGCUGAAACAAAGUAAACGAUCUUCGGGAUUCAACGUAUUGUUUUGUAAUGAUAUUAGAUCCUGAAGGGGAGCGAGACACCAGUAAGAGACCAGUCAGGGAGGAGGGCAGAGGUGUGGAGGGGACACUGAACCAGCAAGAGAAAGAGUUGCAGCUGGCCAGUCAAGGCAGGAAGAAGAAAGUGAGAGAGCAUUGCAUGGUGUUAGUGGAGAAGCUCAUGGAUGAACGAUGGGCUGUUGUAGCUGGGAACUGUAUCUAUGGGACAGCUGUAAAGAGCUGUGAGUCAGUCAGUGCUAUCCCAAAUAGGGGCCUACAUCUUCACUAUGACUCACCACUGGGUCCCGCUUCUCGGAACCAGUAACCACAGAUAGGAACCUGAUUCAAUAUGAAACUCUGGUUGACUUUUGCCUACAGUGCAGCAUACACCACCGAAACAAAAUAGUCUCUGUAUUUGGUGAUUCAGACUGGGAUAUUGUAUUUAACAUAUGUUUUCAUUUUCUACUCUCAUUUGAUGUAAAUGCAAUAAAAAAAUAUCAAACCUCUACACUAUCUGUCCAUAACCCUGUGCAAAUUGAACCUGUAUGAAUGAACCUGUAUACAAAAACCAAUAUUUUCCCUUUCAGAAUUUGGACUGUUGCCAAAAAUGAUAUUUUGACAAUAUUUAUAGUACAAUCAAAUUAUGAUACGGUAUCAGCCGUUUUGGGAAUUUCAGCUUCCUAUACUUUUGUUAUGUUAGUAAGUGUUAGUUUGAUCAGUUUAAAGUGUCAUAUACACUUCUCAUCCUGACGAGUGCAGUGAAUUUGAGGACAUUUAUUGGUGAGCACUGGGGUUAAUUUCUGCUUGCCUCUACUGUUUCAUUUCUCAUUUGGUAUCCACCGCAUGUUGUGACUUUUCUACUCGUUAGUGUUUGCUUACACAAAGCUUAAACAGAGUUCAUAAUAAUCAAUUCCUGAAAUAUGCCUCUGAAAACAACUCUAUGCUACACCAAUAGCACUACUGAUAAUUGCAAACAAAAUGUUCUUACUUCACUUUUUUUUGCAUGGAACAGAUUCUAAUCAUGUGAACUACUUCCUACGCUACUCAGUCUUUGUCAUUUCUAAAUUACAUUCAUCCCAUUCACUUUCAUGUCAGUGGAAAAUAUAUGUGUAACAAAGGGCUUGUGAGUAAAGGCUUUGUGGGGGAAAGAGGCCUUUCAUACUGUGUAAAAAAAACUAUUCAUACCUUCAUAUUUGUUAUUACCAGGUCUAGACCAUAUGUCUGUUGGUUUCCCUUUUGUACAGGAUGUAUGGUUACUUAUUGAAAGGGGUGGUAAAAGCCAACUCAAAUUCUAGUUGUCCAAGAAAGGACAAGUAGUCUGAGAACAGACUUUGUUGCAAUCAACAACAUAAAAAUUAUUUCCUAUUUUAAGAUUGGUUUAUUUGCUCAUUGCAGUUCUGUUUUGAAUAAUUACAUGCAAAGUAAUAGUAUGCAUUCCUGGAAUUGGAUUUGCAUUUCUAUAAUUUCUCUCCCUCUUUUGUCGUUCUGGUGGUCUCUACUGCAGCGAUGGAGAUUUCUGACUCGGCCAGUGACUGUGAGGAGAGUCCCAGUUCUAGCCCAAUGGAGCCAGAGGAGAGGUCCUUCACAGCAGGUUUGCACUGUUUCAUGAAGGACCGUGGCACACCCAUCGAGAGGAUACCACACCUGGGAUUUAAGCAGAUUAACCUGUGGAAAAUCUACAAAGCUGUCGAGAAGCUUAGUGGUUACGACUCAGUGACAUCGCGGCGGCUGUGGAAGAAUGUGUAUGAUGAGCUGGGCGGCAGCCCAGGCAGCACCAGCGCUGCUACCUGCACCCGCAGACACUAUGAGAGGCUUGUUUUACCCUUUGAGAGACAGUUGAGGGGGGAGGAGGACAAACCUCUGCCUCCAAGCAAACCGCGCAAACAGUAUAAGAGGAGUCCAGACGGCAAGGGGAGCAGGUCUGAGGGCAAGAGGAAGAGGCCCCAUCUGGAAAAGGAGACAGACUCUGAGGGCCAGGUACAUUCUACUCCAUUGUCUCCAUGGACUACUCCAUCUGAAAGCCUCCACCCAGACCAUCCUCCACCAAUCAGUGAGACUACCGUGUGUGACGACCUCUCUUCCUCAGCAUGCACCCUAUCCGGCCCAGCCCAGGGCCCUACCUCAUGCCCCUGGAGAGGAAGUCAGCUCCAGUCUGCUGCUGCAGAUAUCAUCUCUCCUCUGGAGAAGAAGAAGCGUAUGGCCCAGGCCAGCCUGAGCGAGUCCCAGGACUCACAGAGCGCCAGACAGGGGGACUGUAAGGGUAGGCCCUCUGUGAUCCACUGCUCCCAGUCCCCAGGGCUGUUCCUUCCCAGCCGGACACGCACUACCUCUGAGGGCUCUCCUCUCCCUCUGUCCUCCUCCUCCUCCCGUAGCCCGUCCCCCUACUCCAUCUCUUCUGAGGACUGUCCAGCACUAACUGAAGACAGGCCCCCAGUACCAAAACCAGAAGUACCCCUUCAUUUUUCCAGCAACCCUGUAUCUGCCCACAGUGGGGUCCACAAGCCUCAGACCUGCAGCCCUGAUGUCAAGGAAUAUGUUGGCUUCCCUGGAGGACAAAGAGAUUUCCCUCAGGUCAGCCCCCUACCAGUUGAAACUGUCUCUAUCAAAGGUCGAAGUAAAAACUCUGUAUGGAGCCCUGUCUGCAAUGGGAGUAACAGACAUCCAGCUCACCAAAUACCCCCACCAACGUCUUGCACAUAUACUGUGAGGUCUUGCUUGGUUCCAUCAACCUCUAGUUUCACCAAGGUUUAUCCCAAGUCUAUGGAGUCUUUGCAGCCUAUACCCUUUCAGCCAGGUUACACAUUCCAUCAGAACCCAAAUAGGCCCAUGUUGCAUGAUGACCGUCUGAUCUAUAAGAAGAAACUACAGAUGGUCCCUCGACAUUAUCAGACGGAGAAGAAGCAGAAGUCCAGGACAAUGUUGCACAAGCCACUUCCAACUCAACAGCCUGUGUUCCAUCCUAAUGCCAGCAUCCCAGUGUCCUACCUCAUCCCAGCCUAUGACAGGACAAGGGGAGACUCUGGGCAGAAGCCACCUGUACACCCUCUCUUUAUACCUACCCACGUCAGACUGUCACAGUCCCAGACCAGCCCUAUGUACCACCAUGUCCCAACGGGACACACACAUACUUCCUCUUAUGAGCCUGCUCUCUACUCCUAUCCCUUUCACAUUCCUAUGUGUAAUCCCCAUACUGGAUACAGCAUCACUGGUGUGCAUUAUCCUCACACCAGGCUUUGAUAGCCCCACUCUCAGACUCAAGGCCUAUUGACAAUGUGACAAGUCAAACAGAGAUAAUGACAGUACCUGCUUCGUUCUAGACAUUUUCAAAACUUGCCUCGAACACUGCUGCAUUCUAUGUGAGUGAUCAACAGGGAAACAUUGUUGUGAUUGUUAUGCUGAGACGUGCUCCCCUCCAUGGCAACUGACAGAAUUGCACUGAUAAAAAGGACUAUACUUUCUGUAUUUGUAACAAUAACUUUGAGGUUUACUGCUAUGCACAUGUGCUUUUACAGUAUGAUCCAAUCAUUUUACAUUGAUAUAAUAUAUGAAACAACACAGAUUUAUUUUUCUAUUUCUGAAUAAAAUCUAAAACUAUUCCUGUCUCAUCCUAGCCUGUAUUCUUUGGUAAGUAACCAUGGUAUUUUUUUCUACAAUAUUUGAAUGACAUUGGAGCCAAAUUAAACUUCAAAUUAACAUGCUCCGUGAUAAAUGUUUGAGAAAUGGGACAUAGCACUUGAUCCAUGGAAAAUAAACUACUGUUCAUUAAAUUAAAUAUUUCAUAAAUGUCCCUAGCACAGGGCAAUGCCAGAGCUGAAAUAAACA
Oncorhynchus mykiss (rainbow trout) is the source of this 3913-nucleotide messenger RNA. The record is from RefSeq and is a predicted model, not a curated record. Lineage: Eukaryota; Metazoa; Chordata; Actinopteri; Salmoniformes; Salmonidae.